Molecule: messenger RNA, 525 nt
Organism: Erpetoichthys calabaricus (reedfish)
Lineage: Eukaryota; Metazoa; Chordata; Cladistia; Polypteriformes; Polypteridae
Product: protein ZBED8-like
Exons: 2
Coding region: 1-525 (174 amino acids)
Source: RefSeq, a predicted model, not a curated record
AUGUCUAGACUCAUAGCAAAAUCAGGAAAGCCUCAUACUAUUGGGGAACAGCUGAUUUUGCCAGCCAUUGAAGAGGUUUUAAAAACUGUUCUACACAAGCCUGCAUAUGAUAUACUCAAAAGAAUUCCUUUAAGCAACAAUACAGUUCAAAGACGUAUUGAUGAACUGAGUCAUGAUUUUGAAAGCUUCUUGUGUAAUUAUCUGCAAACGAACCAUUUCUCAAUUCAACUGAACGAGUCAACGUUGCCUGGUAAUGAAGCACUAUUAUUGGCAUAUGUUCGUUUUGUUAUGGACCAAGAAAUCCAUGAAGAACUGCUCUUUGCCAGAACUUUGACAACGAACACUAAAGGCGAAUCAAUAUUCAAUGCUUUGAAAGAUUAUUUAAUUGAAAAAGUGAUCCCUUUAUCAAAUAUAAUAUCAGCAGCAGCAGAUGGAGCACCAGCCAUGUUUGGGCGCUAUCGCGGUUUUAUUGCUUAUUUAACAGAUUUGUUUACUAAAUUUAAUGAGGUUAACUUGCAGUUAUAG